UUGCCGGAUGGAAGAGGAUCAGUUGUGCUUUUAAACCUGGUAGAAAUUCUUUUCAUGACCAUGAUUCUGGAAGGAAGUGGUGUAAUGAAUCUCAACCCAGGCAACAACCUCCUACACCAGCAGUCAGCCUGGACGGACAGCUACCCCACGUGCAAUGUUUCCAGCGGGUUUUUUGGAGGUCAGUGGCAUGAGAUCCACCCUCAGUACUGGACCAAAUACCAGGUGUGGGAGUGGCUCCAGCACCUCUUGGACACCAACCAGCUGGAUGCCAGCUGCAUCCCCUUCCAGGAGUUCGACAUCAACGGCGAGCACUUGUGCAGCAUGAGCCUCCAGGAGUUCACACGGGCGGCGGGCUCAGCCGGCCCUCUCUACAGUAACUUGCAGCAUCUUAAGUGGAAUGGCCAGUGCAGCAGUGACUUGUUCCAAUCCACACACAAUGUCAUUGUCAAGACUGAACAAACUGACCCUUCCAUCAUGAAUACCUGGAAAGAAGAAAACUAUUUAUACGACACCAACUAUGGUAGCACAGUAGAUUUAUUGGACAGCAAAUCUUUCUGCCGGGCCCAGAUCUCCAUGACAACCACUGGCCACCUUCCUGUCGCAGAGUCACCGGAUAUGAAAAAGGAGCAAGACCACCCUGCAAAGCCCCACACCAAGAAACACAACCCGAGAGGGACUCACUUAUGGGAAUUCAUCCGCGACAUCCUCCUGCACCCAGACAAGAACCCAGGGCUGAUCAAGUGGGAAGACCGCUCCGAAGGCAUCUUUAGGUUCUUGAAGUCCGAGGCCGUGGCUCAGCUGUGGGGGAAAAAGAAGAACAACAGUAGCAUGACCUACGAGAAGCUCAGCCGGGCCAUGAGAUACUACUACAAACGAGAAAUCCUGGAACGCGUGGAUGGACGGAGGCUGGUUUAUAAAUUUGGAAAGAAUGCUCGCGGGUGGAGAGAAAAUGAGAACUGA
Castor canadensis (American beaver) is the source of this 960-nucleotide messenger RNA. NCBI's taxonomy places the organism in Eukaryota, Metazoa, Chordata, Mammalia, Rodentia, Castoridae. The record is from RefSeq and is a predicted model, not a curated record.